Messenger RNA from Podarcis lilfordi (Lilford's wall lizard), 4056 nucleotides. The record is from the annotation of a GenBank genome assembly. Lineage: Eukaryota; Metazoa; Chordata; Lepidosauria; Squamata; Lacertidae.
AUGAGAGGUAAGUGAGAUGGACUUGUUUUAUACAGGUUUUGCUUCUUCUUUUGUCAAAUAUAUUGUGAGUACCUUUUCCUGGAAAUGAGAUUAAGUAAUUGGGAACUACAUUAAGAACAGAGCUAUAAAGGCAGGUAUCUCAGCACAGUAAGAUGCCACUAAAACAGGAGCUUUUAUUAAAAGCUCUGAGUAUGACAAUAUAUUGAAGAAUUAAAUGCCAUGUAUGCUGUUAUUGUUCUUUCCAUAAGCCAAUUGGGAAAUGUGGAUGAGGAAACAACAGUGAAAGUCCUAUGAUGAACAAAGACAGCUGGUUUGAGACUUACCAUGAUAAGAUCCUGUCCUGCAAGGUUGUGAAGCUCCCUUACAAGAGCAACGUUUCAGCAUUCUUUAUUCUUCCUGACCAAGGAAAAAUGAAGCAGUUGGAAAAUGCACCUAGCAAAGACGUUUUCUUAAAAUGGAUGAAUUCAAUAAAAUCACAGUAAGUGGGCAUGCUACACUGGAAAGAGUGUAGUACCUAUUUGUAGGUGUAAAUAUAUUGUUGUGAGUUUGAGGGGUAGUGAUAGGCUGUGUAAAGACCAAGUCCGAUGUAAUUCCAGAACAGGAUCAAUUGAGCCUAGACAUCGCUGAGACAGGAGUGCAAACAUGCUAGGAAUGUGGGCUUGGGAGAGCACAUCUUUGAUUAGAAUUCUGUCCUCCAUAUGACACCCAAAAUCCUCCUGGCACUUUUUUUUUUCUAAGCAAUACCUCACUAGCCUCUGGUUCCUCUUUCAACAGGAGAAUAGAUCUAUUCCUUCCAAGGUUUACAAUCUCUGGCAACUAUGUUUUGAAAGGGAUCUUAAGAAGAAUGCAUAUUACGGAGGUAUUCACAGAUCAAGCAGACCUCUCUGGAAUUACGGAGGAGCCUGAGGUGAAGAUUUCCAAGGUAGGCUUCUCAAAAUUCAACAGGUUAAUCUAUAUUUCUUGUAUCCUCCAUUUUCCACCAGAGGUAUACCCUCUUGUCUGAAUUAUGUUCAAAUGAACAUAAUUUGGGGUACUUGAACCACAAUCCCAUCUCUCAUGGAGAGGAGGAGCCUAAAGUCCGUAAAUUUUGAUCUCCAUUCUUCAACCGUCGGUAAUUCUUCCUGUUUCCAUUUUUGGGCCAGGAGUAUUCUCGCCGCUGUUACUGUGUAUUGGAAAAGUUUACAGUCUUUUUUACAGAUUUCAUUUCCUACAAUUCCUAAAAGAAAAGCCUCCGGUUUCUUAACAAAUGUAUAUUUUAACAUCUUUUUCAAUUCAUUAUAAAUCAUUUCCCAGAAGCCUUUCACUUUCUUACAUUCCCACCACAUAUGAUAAAAUGUCCCUUCUUUUUCUUUACACUUCCAACACUUAUUACAUGUUUUAUACAUUUUUGCUAGUUUUACUGGAGUGCUAUACCAUCUAUAUGCCAUUUUCAUAACACUUUCCUUUAACGCAGUACAUGCCGUAAAUCUUAGUCUUUGAUUCCAUAGUUUUAUCCAAUCAUCCAAUUCUAUCCAAAAUCCCUGGCCCAAUGUACCAUCACCGAUUUAACUUCUUCAUCUUUUGUAUAUCAUUCCAGCAACAAUUUAUACAUUUUUGAUAAAAUUUUAUAGUUGUUACUUAGUAUUUCUGUUUGAAAUUUUGAAUCCUUUUCCACAUAACCGCACUCUUUACAAUCCUUUUUAAACAUUUCAUUAACCUGAUAAUAAUGCAACCAAUCAUAUACAUACUCUUGAGAAGAACAUUUUCUUUCACCCUCUGACCAUUUCCACUGCCUUGGCCCUAGUGUCACUGGGAGCUAGAACAACUAUGUUGAGCCAGCUUUUGUCAGGACUUGGCUUUAAUGAUAUUAAGUAAUUGGAAACUAGAUUAAGAACAGAGCUAUAAAGGCAGGUAUCUCAGCACAGUAAGAUGCCACAAAAACAGGAGCUUUUAUUAAAAGCUCUGAGUAUGACAAUUAAUAUUUUGAAGAACUAAAUGACAUGUAUACUGUUAUUGUUCUUUCCAUAAGCCAGUUGGGAAAAACCUUUCAAUUCUCUGAAUACAAGAAAAGGAGACUUCUAUGUGGAUGAGGAAACAACGGUGAAAGUCCCUAUGAUGAACAAAGUCAGCUGGUUUGAGACUUACCAUGAUAAGAUCCUGUCCUGCAAGGUUGUGAAGCUCCCUUACAAGAGCAAUGUUUCAGCAUUAUUUAUUCUUCCUCACCAAGGAAAAAUGAAGCAGUUGGAAAAUGCUCUUAGCAAAGACGUUUUGUUAAAAUGGAGGAAUUCAACAAAAUCACAGUAAGUGGGCAUGCUAUAGUAGAAAGAGUGUAGUACAUAUUUGUAGGUGUAAAUAUAUUGUUGUGAGUUUGAGGGGUAGUGAUAGGCUGUGUAAUGACCAAGUCCCUUGUAAUUCCAGAACAGGAUCAAUUGAGCCUAGACAUCGCUGAGACAGGAGUGCAAACAUGUUAGGAAUGUGGGCUUCGGAGAGCACAUCUUUGAUUAGAAUUCUGUCCUGCCAUAUGACACCCAAAAUUCUCCUGGCACAUUUUUUUUCAAUGCAACACCUCACUAGCCUCUGGUUCCUCUUUCAACAGGAGAAUAGAUCAAGCAGACCUCUCUGAAAUUCCUGGGAAGCGUGAGGUGAAGAUUUCCAAGGUAGGCUUCUCAAAAUUCUACAGGUUGAUCUAUAUUUUCUUGUAUCCUCCAUUUUCCACCAGAGGUACCCUCUUGUCUGAAUUAUGUUCAAAUGAACAUAAUUUGGGGUACUUGAACCACAAUCCCAUCUCUCAUGGAGAGGAGGAGCCUAAAUACUUGCUAUUCCAGCUCGGAUGAUUAAGAGACACCAAAAACCCAUCUCUCCCUCUGCUAUAGCCUAAUGGCAUGAGUGGUGCUUGGUGACAGUUGAGGGGGGAGCCCCAAUGGAGCUGGUCUCCCAACAGAACUGAUGGAGAGACUCUUAAGCCCCAGCUCUCCCUCUUCCCUUGGUCAUGCUAUCUGGGGCUGAUGGGAUCCAAAAACAUCAGGAGGGCCACAGUUUCCCCACCUCUGACACAGAAUUUUCAAGAGCAGAUGAUUCGGUACCAGUUGCUUUGCAAAGACUGCAGUUAGCAUUGGAGAAGGAGGAGAAAUCUGAUAUAUUUGCAAGCUUUGUGCAGACAGUAUGGUUUAUCACAUACCUGCUUUAGUCUGACCUGCUCAGGCACUGUAAUUUUUUUAACGAUAUAUACGAUAUCUUUAUUGUCAUUGUGCCACACAGAACAAUGAAAUUGAAAAUCUACAUAAAAUAUUCAAAAAUCCCUAAAAACUCUGAAACCCCAUUUUAAAAUACAAUAUACUAUAGUGCUGACGAACCAUAUGCUGUGUGUAUUACUGCAGCCUAAUUUUAAAGUAUAUUACUAAAUAUGUCUUUUAUCCAGUUAUAUAAACUUUUGUAUUUAUCUGUUUAUGUGCUGGCUACUUUUGGAAACCUAGUGUUUAUAAUAUUAUAGGAGUAAUAGGGUAAUAUUAUAUGUGGUAUAUAUGAAAGAAGUGUUCGUAUUUUUAGCAUAAUGAGCCUGGUAUGGGGAUCUUGCUUCUCAUCAACAGUAAGGGAGAGAGACAAGAACUAGGAAAAAAUAAUUAUGGAGAAGAUUGACAUCAAGAUUUUAAGAAAAUUCCUUCAGUUCCUUGAGGCUGACUGAUACACAAAUAUGAUGCUUAGAACUGGUUAGAGGAACCAGAUCAAUAGGUAAUCAGAGUGAGAAACGACCACAUGAUGUUGUUUCUUAAGACAUUCGGUGGAUAAGACACUUAGUGGAUUUAUUUGUUUUGAAGGCCUAGAUUUUCUCAUGAUAAAAUCCUGAGUCAGACACAACCUUGCACUAAUUUCUGUUGUGUUUCUUUGCAGGCUAUUCACAAAGCUUAUUUAAAUGUCUAUGAGAAUGGCACGGAAGCUGCAGCUACUACUGCCACUGAAAUUGUUCCUAUCUCCCUUCCUCGUGUAAUAAUUACGUUCAAUCGCCCCUUUCGGUUUGUGAUGACUAGCGAGUUUAACCCCAUCUUCAUGGCAAAAGUCACGAAUCCUACUGAGGCAUGA